GUUAGGAAUGAGAAAGGGCAUCAUUACAAGGAAGCCUGGGUGGCUCACAGUUGUGCGGAGAAAGGGCAUCAUUACAGGAGACACGACCAAGCGGGUGAAGCGGGCACGGGACGAGCUUGCGAGGAGCUGGCCUUAAAUGAGGAUACUUGGAUCCCCCGGGUCCCACCGUAAAACACAAGGUUAUCAAGAAGAUACGAUAAGAGGUUAAAGAGAAAAUGUAAAUUCCCCGGCCGCGGCGCUCAGGGAUUAAAAGCAACUCACACCCCCAGCCAACACGUCCCCCGAGAAGACGAACUUUGCGCGUGCGUAGUGCGCGCACGUCGCGUCGACCCGAGGCGCUCUCGCGAGAAGAGCCGUGCAGGCUGGGAAAAAUGGCGCCUCCCAGCCCCCGGGAGCCCAAGGCCCAGUCGGCCACUAGCGCGGCCAAACCCGACGGGGAGAUGGUGCUUCCGGGCUUCCCGGACGCGGACAGCUUCGUGAAGUUUGCUCUUGGGUCAGUGGUGGCAGUCACCAAGGCAUCUGGGGGCCUACCACAGUUUGGCGAUGAGUAUGAUUUCUACCGAAGUUUUCCUGGUUUCCAGGCAUUUUGUGAAACACAGGGAGACAGGCUGCUUCAGUGCAUGAGCAGAGUAAUGCAAUACCACGGGUGUCGAAGCAACAUUAAGGACCGAAGUAAAGUGACAGAGUUGGAGGACAAGUUUGAUUUGCUGGUCGAUACCAACGACGUCAUUCUGGAAAGAGUGGGUAUUUUACUGGAUGAAGCUUCAGGUGUGAAUAAGAACCAACAGCCGGUCCUCCCUGCAGGAUUACAGGUCCCCAAGACAAUAGUGUCCAGCUGGAACCGCAAGGCAGGAGAAUAUAGCAAAAAAACAAAAUCUGAAACUUUCCGGUUGCUUCAUGCCAAAAACAUCGCCCGGCCUCAGCUUAAAUUCCGAGAAAGGAUCGACAACUCCAACACACCAUUUCUUCCUAAGAUCUUCAUCAAGCCCAACGCUCAGAAACCCCUCCCUCAGGCACUCUCUAAAGAAAGGAGGGAACGCCCACAGGAUCGUCCAGAGGACUUGGAUGUCCCCCCUGCCCUGGCUGAUUUCAUCCAUCAGCAGAGAACCCAGCAGGUGGAGCAGGACAUGUUCGCACAUCCUUAUCAGUAUGAACUAGAUCACUUCACUCCACCAGAUUCAGUCCUUCAAAAGCCAGAACCCCAGUUAUAUAGGCCUGUGGGAGAAACACCCUGCCAUUUUGUAUCCUCCCUGGACGAACUGGUGGAGCUCAAUGAGAAGCUCUUGACUUGUCAGGAGUUUGCGGUAGACUUAGAGCACCACUCCUACAGGAGCUUCCUGGGGCUGACCUGCCUGAUGCAGAUCUCCACCCGAACAGAAGACUUCAUUGUCGACACCCUGGAGCUCCGAAGUGACAUGUACAUUCUCAAUGAGAGCCUCACAGACCCCGCCAUCGUUAAGGUCUUCCACGGUGCUGAUUCAGACAUAGAAUGGCUACAGAAAGACUUCGGGUUGUAUGUAGUGAACAUGUUCGAUACCCAUCAGGCAGCACGCCUUCUUAACCUGGGCAGGCACUCGCUGGACCAUCUGCUGAAACUCUACUGCAACGUGGAAUCCAACAAACAGUUUCAGCUGGCUGAUUGGAGGAUACGACCUCUGCCUGAGGAAAUGCUCAACUACGCCCGAGAUGACACCCAUUACCUGCUUUACAUUUAUGAUAAAAUGAGGCUGGAGCUGUGGGAGCGAGGCAACCAGCAGCCCGUGCAGCUGCAGGUGGUGUGGCAGCGGAGCAGGGACAUCUGCCUCAAGAAAUUCAUCAAACCUAUCUUCACGGACGAAUCCUACCUCGAACUGUAUAGGAAGCAGAAGAAGCAUCUCAACACACAGCAGCUGACAGCCUUUCAGCUGCUGUUUGCCUGGAGGGAUAAAACAGCUCGUAGGGAAGAUGAAAGUUACGGAUACGUCCUGCCAAACCACAUGAUGCUAAAGAUAGCUGAAGAACUGCCCAAGGAACCCCAGGGCAUCAUAGCUUGCUGCAACCCUGUUCCACCCCUCGUACGGCAGCAGAUCAAUGAGAUGCACCUCUUGAUCCAGCAGGCUCGGGAGAUGCCCCUGCUGAAGUCUGAAGUGGCAACCGGCGUGAAAAAGACCAGCCCGCUGCCCAGUCCCGAGAGAUUGGAGAAUGUUCUCUUUGGACCCCACGACUGCUCCCACGCCCCUUCAGAUGGCUACCCUGUCGUCGCAAGCGACGGGCCCGUGCCCGUGCAGAAACAGGCAAGCCUCUUCCCUGACCAAAGAGAAGAGGACGCCCCUCCAGAGACCAAAUGCCUGAUCGCUACCGCUGUCAUCACGUUAUUUAACGAACCUAGUGCUGAAGAGAGUGGAAAGGGCCCACUAACAGUUGCACAGAAGAAAGCCCAGAACAUAAUGGAGUCCUUUGAAAAUCCAUUUAGGAUGUUUCUGCCUUCUUUGGAACGCCGCGCUCACGUUUCUCAGGCAGCGAAGUUUGAUCCGUCAUCAAAAAUCUAUGAAAUCAGCAACCAUUGGAAGCUGGCGAGCCAGGUGCAGGUACGCAAAGAAUCUAAAGAAAUUGCCAAGGAGAAGGCAGCGGAGCAAACAGCCGCCCGGGACCAGGCCAGGGAAGAGUACAAAGCAACAGCGGAACAGGCCGUGUCCGUCCGACAGCAGGCUGCCCUAGAAAGCGCCGCCAAGAAGAGAGAGCGAACGACAAGUGGCCCGAGGACCACAGAGCAGAAACAAGAGAAGAAACGACUCAAAACUUCUAAGAAGCCAAAAGACCCAGAUCUGCCAGAAAAAGAUUUUACCCCUUACGACUACAGCAAGUCAGAUUUCAAGGCUUUUGCUGGAAACAGCAAAUCGAAACCUUCUUCUCAGUUUGAUCCAAAUAAGCAGAUGCCAUCUGGCAAGAAAUGUGCCAUACCCAAAAAACUUAAACAGUCGGUGGGAAACAAAAGCAUGUCCUUUCCAAGCGGAAAGCCAGACAGAGGUCUCAGGCACAGCUGGCCAAAGAGAUAGCGCUGGAAGAGACCCCUGGAAUUCCCCAGCGGACCGGAAGCACCAGACGGUGGUGCUGGUUUUGUACAGACUCAUUUUUAAACCAUUAAAAAUAAUUCUUACUGGAAGAAA
Acinonyx jubatus (cheetah) is the source of this 3146-nucleotide messenger RNA. RefSeq names its product exosome component 10 (gene EXOSC10). Gene Ontology annotation, cellular component: nuclear exosome (RNase complex); nucleolus. Bases 372 to 3035 code for a protein of 887 amino acids. NCBI's taxonomy places the organism in Eukaryota, Metazoa, Chordata, Mammalia, Carnivora, Felidae. The transcript has 25 exons. Gene Ontology annotation, molecular function: 3'-5'-RNA exonuclease activity; nucleic acid binding; nucleotide binding. The record is from RefSeq and is a predicted model, not a curated record. Gene Ontology annotation, biological process: exonucleolytic trimming to generate mature 3'-end of 5.8S rRNA from tricistronic rRNA transcript (SSU-rRNA, 5.8S rRNA, LSU-rRNA); nuclear polyadenylation-dependent rRNA catabolic process; nuclear polyadenylation-dependent CUT catabolic process.